AUGCCAUUCAACACAGCCUUGACGCGGAAGCUCGGAAUUCGAGUACCCGUUGUGCAGGGUGGUAUGCAAUGGGUUGGAUACGCCGAGCUGGCCUCGGCCGUUAGCAAUGCAGGUGGACUGGGAAUUCUCACUGCUCUCACCCAACCAACCCCCGAAGACCUCCGCAAAGAGAUCCGGAGAUGUCGCACCAUGACCAAGUACCCCUUCGGAGUCAACCUGACCCUCCUUCCCGCCAUGGUUCCCCCCGACUACGGUGCGUACGCACAAGUGAUUAUCGAUGAGGGCAUUAAGAUCGUCGAGACUGCUGGUAACAACCCAGGCCCUGUCAUCGCCCAGCUGAAGAAGGCCGGCACAAUCAUCCUGCACAAGUGCACGACCAUCCGCCACGCAAAGUCCGCCGUUAAGCUCGGCGUGGACUUCCUCUCUAUCGAUGGAUUCGAAUGUGCUGGUCAUGUUGGUGAGCACGACAUCACCAACUUCAUUCUGCUGAGCCGUGCUCGCCAGGAGCUUGGCGUGCCCUUCAUUGCCUCGGGUGGAUUCGCCGACGGCCAGGGUCUUGCUGCUGCCCUGGCUCUUGGUGCCGAGGGUAUCAACAUGGGUACUCGCUUCAUGAGCACUGUCGAAGCUCCUAUUCACCAGAAGAUCAAGGAGGCUAUUGUCAAUGCCCAGGAGACUGAUACCGCUCUUGUCCUUCGUCGGUGGAAGAACACUUCCCGUCUUUUUGCCAACAAGGUGACUCAGGAUGCCUUGAAGAUUGAAAAGGAGAGCAAGACUGGUGACUUUAGCGAGAUUGGACCCUAUGUUAGCGGCAAGCGUGGUCGCCAGGUCUUUUUGAACGGUGACCCUGACUACGGUGUCUGGACUGCCGGCCAGGUUAUUGGUCUGAUUCAUGACAUUCCGACUUGCGAUGCCCUGCUCACCCGGAUCGAGAAGGAGGCCCUGGAAGCCAUGAGCCGGACCAGGUCUCUGUUCAGCGAUACUCCCAUUAGCAAGCUUUGA
This is a messenger RNA of Penicillium antarcticum, 999 nucleotides long. RefSeq names its product NAD(P)H-dependent flavin oxidoreductase. The transcript is spliced from 4 exons. Gene Ontology annotation, molecular function: nitronate monooxygenase activity. The record is from RefSeq and is a predicted model, not a curated record. Lineage: Eukaryota; Fungi; Ascomycota; Eurotiomycetes; Eurotiales; Aspergillaceae. The coding region runs from base 1 to 999 and encodes 332 amino acids.